Molecule: messenger RNA, 3179 nt
Organism: Priapulus caudatus
Lineage: Eukaryota; Metazoa; Priapulida; Priapulimorpha; Priapulimorphida; Priapulidae
Product: FRAS1-related extracellular matrix protein 2-like
Exons: 20
Coding region: 21-3179 (1052 amino acids)
Biological process (GO): cell communication
Cellular component (GO): membrane
Source: RefSeq, a predicted model, not a curated record
UCGGAACUCCCGCGGUUGCCAUGGUGACGAUCGUGGAUCCGGAAGACGAGCCGACGGUGUUGUUCGAGCGCGCUGUGUAUGCGGUCGACGAGGACGUCGGCACCGUCGCCAUUACCAUCCGACGCGUCGGCGACACGUCGCAAGAGCUGCUCGUCGUCUGCUCGACAGAACCCGAUACGGCCAUCUCGACGAGUGUGACUAUACCUGCGGAAGCUGCAGACUUCAUCAGCCGCCCAGAGGAUGCCUCCAGCGUCGUGAGGUUCAGGCCUGGCGACGCCGAGCGACUGUGCAUGGUCAACAUCAUCGAUGACACACUGAACGAGCCAGAUGAAACCAAGCGUGAAGCGCCAUCUAUAUUCUUUGCGGAGGAGACGUACAUGGUGGCCGAAGAAGCCGGUAGAUUGCUGGUGACCGUGAGACGUCAAGGUCACGACCUCAGCAACACGUCGACCGUCAUCGUUCACUCAAGGUCAUCGGGAAAGAACGCAGCCCAGCCCGGCCGCGACUACGCGAGGCUCAACCGGAUGCUUCUGUUUUCCCCGGGAGAGGCUGCCCGCACGCUCAGCGUCCGCAUCAUCGACGACAUCUUCCAGCCGCAGCUAGAGGGCGCUGAAAGCUUCGAGCUGAUGCUACACUCGCCGACAGGGGGCGUGCUGACCAGUCCCAACACGACGGUGAUCUACAUCAACGACAGCGUCGCUGACGCUCCUGUCAUGCAGUUUCGUGAUGCUGAGGUGCGAGCGAACGAGGCUGACGGCACGGCGACAGUCUACGUCGUACGCACGGGCGACAUGGCGCACAACUCGUCAGUGACCUGCUACGUAGUGUCGGGAACCAUGGCAACGCACGCAGGCGCACACGCUCAACAAAAGAGAGAGGAAUCUACACUCGUGUUCUUACCAGGCGAGCGAGAGAAGCCAUGCGUCGUCAAGCUGGACGACGAUGCAGAGUACAGUCGUACCCGCAGGCUGACAUUGACCUUGGAGCGAGCGACGAGCGGGUCGGCAGGAGUAGCUAGACUUGGGUCGCGCAGAUUUUCCACCGUGUUGGUGAAAGACAACGACGAACCCGUGAUAAAGUUUGAAAAGAGGCGCCUCAUUGCUAAGGAACCAGAAGAUCCUGGGGAGCCAGCGACAGUGGGCGUGGUCAUCGUUAGGGUUGGCGACCUGUCCGCCAUGUCUGCCGUGCGCGCGCACACACGUGACCUGACAGCCCAAUCAGGAAAGGACUACGCGGGAAUAUCACAGGAGUUGGUGUUCCCACCAGGGGUGGCGCGCAACGUGCUGGAGGUAGAUAUAUUGUAUGAUGCUGAGCAGGAGAUAACGGAAGCUUUCAGCGUACACCUCCUACCGGACAAAUAUGGCCGCGCAAAAGUUCAGGUAACCGAGAAAUGCACCGUCUUCAUCGAAGAUAGUCACACCAAGGGUGACGUCACAUUUCCCGCCAUACCCGUCAUCGUGUCACUGAGAGACCUGGACGACAAGGUGGCGGCCGUCGGCUCGCCGAUUCCUGGCUACCCCGUCGUCUGCGUCACGGCGUGCAGCGCUCGGCAUCUGAUGUACGGCGACACGCAGGGUUUCUGCGACACGAACGGCAUCGACAACGCUCGCACGCGCUAUAGGUGGCGUGUGGCGCCAUCUAGUGACGACGGUCAAUACGAAUUAGAGGACUUGGAGAUGGAGUUGUUUUUCACCGGUCCGCAUGAAGUAGCGCUGGACAGCGUGUACUUUGAAGCAGGUAGCCGGCUCCAGUGUGUGGCCCAGGCGGUAGAUCACCAUGGUAACGCCGGACUGGCUUCCUACAGCUCCGUGGUGACGAUUGCCAUGUUAUCGCAGCUCUGUCCGUCAUCGUCUCUUGGUUCCUUCGGAGCAAACCCCUUCGUUGCCACGAUGAAAUAUACAGGUAAGGCGGAGGCAGAUAAGGGCUGGGCUGGCGGCGUGCGUGUCUCCGUCACGGUGCCCCAUGUUGACGGGAUGCUGCCGCUAGUAUCCACGCGCCCGCUUACCAACCUCGACUUCGCUCUCACUCCGUCGGCCCUGCGCGUCACCACACACACCUGCUCCAACCUGCUGAUAGAUGGCGACACCGGUGACAACGUGACGUUUCUCUCCGGCGAUGACGUUGGUGACGAAAUCGGGUCCACGGAACCUCCCGAUCAAGGUUUCGGAGUGCGCCGACAGGAGUUCUCGGAACUGGAGUCGCAUGAGCGGGACGCGGGGGUCCGCGGAGAGAGCGUGGUCGGCUUCUACCGUCAUCUGGACCUGCAGGCGUGCCUGUGGCGCUUCGUCGCACACACUGACCUGACUGCACUCGUGGAGACAUGUGGCGCCACCGUCACCACUGACGGCGAGAUGCUCAACCUGACGCAGUCAUUCGUCACCGUCACCAUCCCUCUCUACGUCACCAACGCCUACUACGCGCCUCAGCUUCCCGCUAGAUGGCGCAGCGUCGACAUGGAGACGAAGAUGCGGGUGUCGUUCGUGUACGACACAGCGCUACUGUGGGAUGACGGGAUAGAUCCGGAUAACAGCGAUUCACUGCCAGCAGGGAGGUUGUACCUGACACGAUUGAGGCUGGAUUCCGAUGGCAAGCUGCAGGUGCAUUUCAGAACUGAAGCCCACUUCACUGGAAAGUUCGUGCUGUUUGCAUCACGGGCAGGCGAGCUACUGGAGUCGGACGUGGUGUCUGUGAGCGGUCCGGCACUCAGCUUCACGCUCGAGCUGCUAGCAGAGGAACCGACACUAGAUGAACCAGAGCAGACGUGGAGAUUCAUCUCUAACUACGCGGUGCGCGACUACUCCGGACAAUACCAGAUCCGUCUUCUACCGUGCACGGCGAGCAGCGCCACCUAUGUGGAGUCGGGCGACGUCUGCGAGCCGCAGGAUCACGUGACCUUCGAGCUGCACCUGCGUCUGCAGCAGGUUAGCGACGCCGUACCGGCAGAAUUUAGCCUCGGUACACGUCUGCAGCUGGGCGGAGGCGGGGCUGGCUGGCGGGAUGCCGCCGCCCGAGCUGCCGACGCCGACGACGACCAAUACCCGGCCUUCACAUUCCGUAAAGUAGCUGAUCUGAUCGCUGCAAUGUCCUACGCGCGGACCGUCGACGCCGAUGUCAGCGACAUCUGUGCAGCUCCGACCAGCCGCGUUCGGCGACUGUGCGGUCGUCGUCCAGCGAUCUAG